Molecule: messenger RNA, 3606 nt
Organism: Leptosia nina
Lineage: Eukaryota; Metazoa; Arthropoda; Insecta; Lepidoptera; Pieridae
Source: the annotation of a GenBank genome assembly
AUGGUACAAGGACAUUUUUGGAUUUCAUUUUAUUUUCCUGAAUUAAAGGUGCAUUUGGAUCCGAGAAAGUGCCUUGACAGGAUGUCGAAUUUUCAACGAACGAGAAGUAAGGUGUGGUGGGGUGAUUCACCGCCGGCCGCUGCUAGUCCCGUCGCGCAACCCGCUCGUAACCAGAAUAAUAGGGGACCAGAUCAAGAUUGGGAACCUCAGUUACCGCACUGGAUCGCCAAUCAGCCAGAACAAAGGAACAAUAGUGAUGAUAAUAUUGCCCAGGCGAACAAUGCUCCUAACCAGUGGCCUCUACGACAUGGAAGUCCAGGCAGUCACAAAAGUCAGGACUCUGGCUUCUCAGACUCCGACACAUCCCCACCGACGUCACAAUAUUAUUUAUCUCCAGAUAAUUCUGAUAGAAAUAAGAGCACAUGUAGUAACGACUCAAACAAUAACGAAAAUGUUACAGUUAAACAAGUGAUAGAUUUUCAAAGCAAGGACGUCACAGACAGCCCAAAUAUAAAUGUUAGUACAGACAGGCCCACCCCGAAACCCCGUUUAAGAAGUAGCAGUGUAAUACAAACUCCAUAUGAUUUGCAAAAAUACUGCGAAGUUCAUCAUGAUGCAGAACAUUUGGAAUUACUUAAAGACAAUACAAAUGAUGAAAUAAGUAAAUAUCCUUCACCAAAGAAUAUAAAUAAUCAUUUAACGCAGAAAGAAAAAACAAUAGAUAAAACUUCAGUGAUCCAUAACAGUAACAUAGAAAGUAAUAUAAAUACAAGUGCAAUACUUAAAGAAACCAAAGAUAUAAACAAAAACUUGAAUAUUAUUAGCCCGUCAAAAAAGUAUCCUCUUAAGAAAUUUGUGUCUAGUACUGAUAGCACUAAAAUAAGUAAAGUGGCAAAAGUUAAAGAUCUAGAAACAAGUAAAAAUAGAUCAGACGAUAGUUUAGAAUAUAUUAAAUUGGAACACAAUAAUGAAAUUGCUGUUAACAAUCAACCAAGAAUGCGAACACCAAUUUCUAACGUGUCAUAUGUACCUACGGAACGAAUUAUCGCCGUAAAACCAGAUUAUAAACGUAGUAUGUCAAAUGAAGAAGAAUCACCAAUAACUACUACGCCUAAAUUUCAAAGAAAUAGAUUAAAUCAGUCGUUGAAUUUCGAAGGACAAAGACUAGAUCAACAAAUACUAGACAUACAGGAAGGAUAUCAUUCCCUAGGCUACAUUGAUGAAAACGAUUUAGGCGAAGAAAAGAAAAUAUACCCAAAAGAACACAUGCAUAAACCAACUAAAGCCUUACUAGCUAAAAAUAUAAUGGACAGUCUCCAUUUAAAGCCUACUAAAAAGGCUGGACCCAAAGCAAAACAAAGAACGGCAGCCAAAGAAAAAACAAAAGACCUUUUGAGACUAUUUCCCUCUAAGAAAGAAAAAUCCCAUGUCGUAGAAAGUCAUGCAGGUGGUAUCUUAGAAGGAAGCCGAGUGCCGUCUUUGGGGUUACCGAGAACUACAGAUGAAAAUUCUUGGGUUAUUGUGGGACAUCCUCAGAAAGAGAUGCUUAUACCUCAUUAUAAUGAAAGGCUCAUUGGUAGUGAGAGCGAAAUUCAAGCAAACAAAGAUAAAACCAGUAACGACGAAAGCCUGAAAUAUAGACGUGUAACGCCUCCAUUGGAGUUUCAAGAUAAACAAAAGACCCCAUAUGAAUCCAAAACAAAGACAAAUAAAAGUUUAACACAUGACACAAAGAGAGAAAAAUUAAAAGAUGAAGAUAUGAAUUUCGGGGAUUUACAAUUAGAUCUAGCAUGUACAUCUACGCCAAAAAUGUUAGCACCUCAAGACUACAUUAACGGGACCCAAAGCAACAAACACGCUCGUCGAGUGAAUCUUUUAGAUAACUUUAACAGUAGCGGGCUCGUGUUGAACAAUCAGAACGAGAUAUUGUACAGAGAAAGGAGUAUAGACCAAACGACAUUAGAAAGGUUAUGUGACAGGAAGCCAGAACCAGUGCAAUACUGGUUGUGUGACUUGAUCGGUUCAUGUGAGAACGAAUGCAUGACGACGCUGCAGAGUAAGCCAUUAGGAUCAGAGAUGAAGGCUUUGGUGUCGGCUAGCUCGGCCACAAUCACGGGCAACAUUAAAAAAGUCCAAACGCACGGACAGAUAAUAGUACACCAGUACAGUGACGUCCUAAGGCAAAUGGAGUCAAAGAGUACGAGCGAAGAACAAAUAUGCUUAUUAGUUGCGAAUAUAAACGAAUUCGUCCUGGCCCAUAGCAUUACGCUCAAUACAAAACCGCCGGGUGAAACGCCAGAAAGGUGGGACAAAAUCAAAAUGUCACUGCAGCUAUACCUACAAAAGCUAAUAGAUAUCGGCGAAGAUGUCAAAGUGGAACUGAAUGAGUCGCGACCGGAAUGGAACUUGGUAGAGAAGCAUUUGGAUACGCUGGUCGGCAUUUUCUUGGAGACAACAAAAGCUGUUCUUGUUCAGCAAAUGAAGACUUUAGUAUCGAUCAUCGAAGAGCCACCUUCAGACAUGAUUCUCAAAAGCACUUUAACUUCCAUCGGUCACUUGGCCAUGUUGAGUGGCAACGCUGAACCGAAUUUGCACGAGAAGUGCUUGAAAAUUAUAAAGAGCGUAACAGACUUACCAUUUGUGGACUGUGGGGUCCCCAGGGCUUUACUGACAGCUAUUAUAGAAUCCAAUAAGAGUUCAGUUAAGGCAUUGUCCCUGAGGGCUUUGGCGACGGUUUGCGUAACAGCGGAGGCGAUCAAGCAGUUCGAAGAGGGUGGAGGUAUAGAAAUUUUAUCUGACAUACUGUCAGAUUCGUCGAACCCCGAACCGCAGAUGCGUGAGGCAAUCACUGUGCUGACUCAAAUCACAGCACCUUGGCUGAGAGGACACCAUGAUUUGACUCAGUUACAUGUUUAUUUGAAUACGAUUGUCAGUAAUAUUACUGCUCUUCUCUCUAGAACAGAAUGUUGCCAAUUGCUGCUUCUGUGCACUGCGUGUCUUGUAAAUUUAGUUCGAGAGUUGGAACUAGAAAAGGAUGAGCAGACAAAUAACAGCGAUAUUGUAGACGUUUUGACGAAGAACCGAACAGUUGAGAGACUACUUGAUGCUAUAAAACGGCGAGGGCCGAAUAUCUCUGUGUUUUUACAGGAGCAAACUGCAUCUUUCCUAGCAUCACUAUCGCGUGUAAACCGUAUGAUAUUGCACUUAUCGUGCGUGCCAGCCGCGAGUGUUGCUCUAGUAUGCUUUACGCGUUCUGCGCCCGCGCAUGCACCCCGACCGGCUGAACUUCGUGCGCAAUAUCGUUUGCACUGUCACGCUGUUGAAGCUAUAUCCAGACUUGUUAUUGUUCCUGAAGUUGCACAACAAAUAGUACAACUAGAAGGCAUUCCUCAUCUUACUCGCUUGGUUAGGAUGCAGAGAACGCGUCCACACGUUGAAGCCAACCCCGAUCAAACUCUUAUACAUUGCCUCAAAGCUCUAAGGACUCUUUAUAAACACCAACCGGAGUGUUUUAAAGACUACCAAAAAGACGUGGAAGACAUGAUCCGACCGCAUUUAAUGGAAUCUCUAAUGCUGUUCUCCGCGAAGCAGGAAAGUUAUGUUUAA